GGCGGGAGGAGUCAUAAGGGUAGCAAUGGGCAGAGAGGUCCAAGCCAAAUACAGGCAGAGAGAGAAGGCGCCAUCCCAUUCCCAUGCCAUGUUCUCUUUCUUUACAACUAUAUCAUUUACUUAAACAAUUAUUACAAUAACCUCCCCACCCCCUUCUAUCUAUUACGCACGUACGGAGGCAGAGCCACUUGCUUCCCUCCCCAAGCAAGGGUUCACCCCUUCAUUCCCUUUUCCUAUCUGAAAAAAAAAAAAAAAAACAAAAACCUUUUCAGCUGAGACACUCCUUUCGAGAUGUAUCCCUCGUCCAGAUCUGAAUGUAUCAGGUGAAAGUGAAACAAAGCCACUAAUGGGAUCCGGUGGGAGCAAGGGUUCUUGCAGAGGAGGAGGAGGAGGAGGAGGAGAAGCAGGUGCAUCUGUAGCUUCCUCAUCUAGCGGUGGCCGGUGGGAAAGAUCCAAGGGGAAGAACAGAGUUUUCCAGUCCUCAUGUCUGGGAGCGCCAUCUGGAUCUGCUUACGCCGACUUUGACCAUCAGGUUAUUGAUCACCGGAAUAAAGACCACGGCUCUAAUUUCACCAACCGAAACCGGAGAGAUCCGGAGUCGGAGUCGGAUCACGUGAAAAGAGAACGUUACAGAAAUGUUAAAGGUGAAGCGGCAUCUGCUGAUGAAAUGCCAAUGCCAUGCAUAUCUUCCAGCGAUAUAGAUAGAGAUGCAUCGAGAAGUGGUAGCAGAUCUGGUAGAACCGCCGCAGCAGUGAAUCACUCUCCUUCUCGCUGCCUCUCCGGCUUUAGCUUCCUUCCGGGUGACGUGAGCUUUAGAUUAGGCAGGGCUAAUAGUUUGGGGUCGUUUAGGACAUAUCCUGUUUCUCCUACAAGUCUAGCAAUGUUGAACCGUGAUGACAAUUCUGUUACACUUGAACCUCAACAACUACCCCACAAUUCUUCUUCUGCUCACAACGCAAACUUACAUUCUCCCAUAAUCUUCAAUGACGCGGAUAGGGAUAGGGAUAGGGAUAGACGUGUUGGAGUUGGGAGUCGAGAGCCUGUUGAAAGGAAUGUUCGUUUUAGCAGAACCUUAAGUGUUGGAAGGCUUCGUGAUCGUGUUCUUCGUAGAGCUUCCUUAUCUGAUUUCACAUUCUGCCCUUUGCAACAAGGCCGACAACACACUAAUCAAACUCACGCAUUUGAAGGAGACAGGGAAACACGGCAAUCAGCUACCUCUCCAUCCACAACCACUUCCUCUCAUACUCCCCCCGUUAUUUCCCACAACUCCGUUUUUAACAUUCAGGGCCAUGAAGUUGAAACUUCACGAUCUAGAGAAGCCAGGUAUCAUGAUUUACUCGAGCACAGAUCCAAUUUCCUUGAAAGGAGGAGAAGAAUACGAUCUCAGGUUCGAGCUCUUCAAAGGCUGGGAAGUCGUUUUGAGAACUUUUCUGGACAUGAAAGGUCUUGCAUUUUAUCUGGUCAACAUAGAACUGGUCGAUGCACAUGUCAUGUAAAUAAUCGAGAUUCCAAUUCAAACAAUGACACCAGUGCUAGGGCUAGCAUAUCCAGAAUUGUUAUGUUAGCUGAAGCUUUAUUUGAGGUUCUGGAUGAAAUUCACCAGCAAUCUGUGGUUUUAUCUUCUCGACCUUCCGUGUCUUCAAUUGGAUCUGUUCCUGCACCUAAUGAAGUUGUGGAAUCGCUUCCUGUCAAAGUAUACAACAAGUCAGACAAACUUCAGAAUGAUGAGGCUGCACAAUGUUACAUAUGCCUUGUGGAGUAUGAGCAAGGGGAUAGCAUGCGGAUAUUGCCUUGUAAUCACGAAUUUCACAGAAUUUGUAUAGACAAGUGGCUCAAGGAGAUUCACAGAGUGUGCCCUCUUUGUCGUGGGGAUAUUUGCAGACCUGAUUCGUCGCCUGUGGAGAACUAGAGCUUCCAGCUUUUCUCCAGACUUUCUGAGGAGCAUUGGCAAACCCGCAUG
Durio zibethinus is the source of this 1960-nucleotide messenger RNA. RefSeq lists its product as uncharacterized. The record is from RefSeq and is a predicted model, not a curated record. NCBI's taxonomy places the organism in Eukaryota, Viridiplantae, Streptophyta, Magnoliopsida, Malvales, Malvaceae.